Prunus armeniaca (apricot) is the source of this 1626-nucleotide messenger RNA. The record is from the annotation of a GenBank genome assembly. Lineage: Eukaryota; Viridiplantae; Streptophyta; Magnoliopsida; Rosales; Rosaceae.
AUGAGUGAUUCUAAGCUAUUCGUUUUUGGGUCAUUCUCUGAAGACGAGACCAGGUCAUUGCUGCAAAAGCAAUCACCUGGGAAGGCUGAAAAGCCUGUGGAAAAGAAUAUUUUGCAGUUUGGGUCUAUAAAUUUUGUUACUAAAAUAUCUUCGGGUGAAUCUAAUGGUGAAUCAAGCAGACCACAAAAUUCUGUGAAAGGGCUCAGCAAAGUUCAGCCUUUCACUUCACUUAAUAAGCAGAAUGAAGUGGAGGCUGUACAGGCAGCAAAUGACAGUUUACCAGCAUCUUUAACUACUCCUACAGAGAAUGGAUGUACUGAUAAUUAUAAAAAUGGUUCUGCCCAUAGUAAUGGUGUGAAAGAGGCGACAAAGGAUAAUAUUGAUGUAGCUUCAUUACCUUUAUCCAAUAACGAAGGUGGUCUCUCCAAUCAAUUUUCAAGUCUGGAAUUGCAGAACAGAGAGCAGAAUGGUUGUGUUGAUGAUUUAUCAGCUUCUAAGGUAAAGGGGGAACUACAGAAGUGUUUGAAUGGGCCUGUUGCAGUUUCUACAGUCUUGUUGCCUCGUGGUUUAAUCAAUUCAGGGAAUCUGUGCUUUCUCAAUGCAACACUACAGGCUCUUCUAUCCUGUUCUCCUUUUGUUCAGCUUCUGCAGGAAUUGAGAACUCGCAAAGUGCCUAAGGUUGGCUAUCCAACAUUGGGUGCAUUUGCAGAGUUCGUCUCUGAAUUUGACAUGCCUAGUGGUUCAAGUUCAAAGAACAAAGAUGCAAGUGUUCUUGUGACUGGUAGGCCUUUUAGCCCUGCCAUGUUUGAAGGCGUUCUUAAAAAUUUUACUCCAGAUGUACCAACUAGCAUCUCGGGCAGGCCAAGACAAGAAGAUGCUCAAGAGUUCCUUAGCUUCAUUAUGGAUCAGAUGCAUGAUGAAUUACUUAAGCUUGAAGGACAGCCCUCGAGUAUUAAUGGGCGCAAAUCAUCUCUAGUAUCUUCUGCAGAAGAAGAUGAAUGGGAGACGGUUGGCCCUAAGAAUACAUCUGCAGUAACCAGGACACAGAGUUUUGUUCCUUCAGAAUUAAGCGAUAUUUUUGGAGGACAAUUGAAAAGUGUGGUGAAGGCAAGAGGAAAUAAAGCUUCUGCUACUGUUCAACCAUUUUUAUUGCUCCACCUUGAUAUUUACCCUGAAGCUGUUCGUACUAUCGAGGAUGCACUCAAGUUGUUUUCUGCACCAGAAACUCUUGAGGGGUAUCGAACAUCAGCAGCUGGGAAGGCUGGUGUUGUAAGUGCUAGUAAAUCAAUAAAGAUACAGACACUUUCAAAGAUAAUGAUCUUGCACUUGAUGCGUUUUGGUUAUGGAAGCCAAGGAAGCACUAAGUUGCAUAAGCCUGUGCAUUUUCCACUUGAGUUGGUGUUGGGUCGUGAAUUGCUUGUUUCUCCAACUACUGAGGGUCGAAAAUACAAACUUGUUGCUACAAUAACUCAUCACGGGAGAGAGCCCUCGAAGGGGCAUUAUACAACUGAUGCUCUUUAUACCAAUGGUCAGUGGCUACGCUUUGAUGAUGCAUCUGUCACUGCAAUCGGAACCGGCAAAGUAUUGCAUGACCAGGCAUAUGUCCUCAUCUACAAACAAUUGUAA